Phytophthora nicotianae INRA-310 is the source of this 2934-nucleotide messenger RNA. RefSeq lists its product as hypothetical. Lineage: Eukaryota; Oomycota; Peronosporomycetes; Peronosporales; Peronosporaceae. Bases 1 to 2934 code for a protein of 977 amino acids. The transcript has 7 exons. The record is from RefSeq and is a predicted model, not a curated record.
AUGGGAGCGCUGUGUGUGGAGAAGAUUCGCCACCGCUGUACUACUACCGGUGAGACGUUCGAGAACGUCAUGGCCACCGUCAAGGGUUCGGUUAAGCGGAAGACGUUGAAGAACCUGGCCACCUAUGUGCUGAAGAAGCACGUGGACUCGGUGACAGAUGCUGACAUCAUGGGAGCUGUUGAGGCACGCUGCCGUACGCUCAAGAACGAGUUUGUCCCGGAUGUCACAUCUUUGUUUCGCCAGAAGUUAAAGAUGGACCUUUCUAUUGAUGACUGUGACGCGCGGGUGUUCCGCUACUACGAGGAUUUCAAUGGCAUUGUGGAGGACAAUGGACUCCAGGGUACAACAGCGGUUUACCGGAUAUCUCAGGACUACGUUGCUAAGUCCGAUUCCAAGUCGGUGAAGUCAGAUAAAAAGCCCCAGAAGGCAGGAACAGGGAAGCCAGCGGUGACAAAUGCGCCACCAGCUACAGUGGCGCCGCAAGGAGCUCCACGGGCCGCUCGCCCGUCUCGUGCCCCUCCCCAGGAAGGUUGCCUAGUCUGUAAGGGUCCGCAAUGGCUCAGGGACUGCCCUACUGCGACGGAUGCACAGCGUGAGGAUGCGGGGAAGAAGUACCGUGAAGCGAAGGAGCAGUGCUCGGGUGAACUGCGCUCCAAGGCUGCAAGAUUGCUAUACCUGGUGCUACGGUCCGUCUCAAUGGCUUGCUUGAAGUUCCUUACUCUCCCGAUACAGUCCUCGCUAUCUACUACCCCGUUAAGUACGCAUGUGGAUGCCAAGAUGGCUGACGGGCGUUGUGUCCGAUGCAGCGAGGAAGUUCUAUUGGAUCUGGAAUUAGUCACUAUCGCUGGAACGGUUUCGUUGAAGUCUGUGACCUGUGUUGUUCUACCUGGUGACGGCGACGAGUUCUUGCUGGGCCGCGAUGCAUUGAGGACUCUCGGUAUUGACGUUGAAGCUCAGUUGACCCAAUUAGCAGAAGGCCGUAGUGAGCCUGAGAUGAACGCUGCACUCGUCAAUUUGAUGGCGCGUGCAGUGGCCAAUGGGCUUCCAGCAGAGUAUAUUGGUGUAGUGCAGGAAACACUGGCUGAAUAUGCAGACGUCUGGCGAGAGACAAUUGGCCCGGGCCCUCCUGCUCUAGUAGAGCCUCCACGGGUGGCUAUUCAGGACGGCGCAAUUCCGCACCGUAGUGCACCACGCCGAUACGCGCCUCUCCAAGCUCAUGCGGUGGUAACUGUCAUCAAGCCCGGUUCUAGAGACCAGUUCCGGUUGACGAUAGAUUACAGGCCGGUGAACAGCGUGACGGUGCCAAUUGCAGGCUCGAUGCCAACUUCUGCGACAGCUUCGGACGCCUUCGCGGGCAACAAGGUUUUUGCAUCAUUUGAUUUUACACAGGGAUUGUGGCAACUCCCUCUGCACAAAGACAGUCGUGAGAUGUUUCCCUUUAUUACGGAGGACGACGUAUUUACGCCCAAUCGAGUCCUUCAAUGUGCUACGGACUCGGCCUUGCAUUUCCAGGGCGAGAUGCAGAAGGUACUGGCUCCACUUAUUCCCCACUCAGCCCUGGUGUGGAUGGACGAUGUGACGGUGGAUGAGUUCGUCCAAGUCCUCGGGCAGUUCUUCUCACUUGUGGCUGCGGCCAAGCUGAAGCAGAACAUGUUCAAGUCGAAGUUAUUUGAGGUCGAGGUCCUAUGGUGUGGGCGAUUAAUUUCUGGGGCUGGAGUCCGCCAUGAUCCGGCUAGAGUGAGCGCAUUAUCUACACUUCCUUUACCUGCUGCCGAGAAGCUAGCUGCGGAGAAGAAGCGAGUCGGUGGGCGCAGCCGUAACGCACUCAGUGCCGCCACGACCUGGUCGACUGCUGAACAAGCUGCCUAUGAAGCGAUGCUAGCACUGGUUCUUGACUCCGCGCUUAUGGCGUCGCCUAAUCCAGAAGCUGAGCUACUGGUGUUCACUGGUGUAGUCUUACUGCAGCACGAAAUGGACGUCUGUAUGGGCGGCAUGUUCAAGCACAACGAGUUGAAUUGGACGAUCGUGGAAAAGGAAGCUUUUUCUAUAGUGAAGGCCUGUCAAGACUUGGAAUAUCUGCUACUUCGGCCCAAGGGAUUCCGACUUUAUUGUUACCACGCAACUUGGUGUACAUUUUCGCGCCACAUGAUUCCCUCAAGAAGCAUGUGCGUCACAAGCUCCAGCGCUGGGAAUCGCCUCUGUGGCCUCCACUACGUGAUUGAGUACAUUACUGGAGAGGAUAAUCUCUGGGAGGAUAUCGUUUCUAGAUGGCACACUCGUGAGGUGGCUCGUGUAGCUGCCGUCCAGACACGUAGUCGUCAUGCAGCUCCUAUGGCCACUAUUUAUCAGCUUCGCCCGUUGGCAGAUGAUAGAUUUACUUUUCCUACUUUGGACGAGAUUCGUGAGGCGCAGGCUGUGGCUGGACAAGAGCGCACCCGCCUACGAGUCACUCUAGAAAAGAGGGGAGAUGGUACGCUGGUGGUCGACGGACGACCGUGGAUCCCAAACGGGGCUAAAGAGCACCUCGCAAGGCUGUUCGUUGUAGCUCACACUGCCUCACAAGGACAUCGUGGCCAGGAUCCCAUGACUACGUUGUUGCAACAACGCUUCUGGAUUUUCCGCAUCCGCGAGAAAGUGGCGACAUUCAUCCGCGGGUGUUUGCUUUGCAAGCAUGUAAAGGGUCCGCAUUUCAUUCCCCGACCGUAUGGACCAACUUACGUCGCGACGAAGAGAAUCGAGGCGCUACAUUGGGAUUUCCUCUCGCUGGGUAAUGGCUAUGGUGAUACUUCCUACCUCUUGAUUGCUAAAGAUGAGCUCACUCACUAUUGUGAGUUAUUUCCGUGUGUGACACCUACGGCUUUUGUUGCCGCGGAAUCUCUCGCUUUGAGUUGUAACGUAUACAUGGAUACUGGGUUUUUACACCCUUCACGUUGA